Manis pentadactyla (Chinese pangolin) is the source of this 1361-nucleotide messenger RNA. RefSeq lists its product as uncharacterized. The record is from RefSeq and is a predicted model, not a curated record. Gene Ontology annotation, molecular function: nucleic acid binding; RNA-DNA hybrid ribonuclease activity. Bases 279 to 1361 code for a protein of 360 amino acids. Lineage: Eukaryota; Metazoa; Chordata; Mammalia; Pholidota; Manidae. The transcript has 3 exons.
CUUGACUUGGCCUUUUACCGAGCCUCCAACCCACAGAUGAACGGAGUAGAGUGGCUCGGGGAGUGUUGACCCAGCAAUGGGGACCUUGGAAGAGACCUGUCGCCUAUUUGUCAAAAAAAUUAGACCCAGUAAGUAGCGGAUGGCCUGCCUGUUUGAGAGUAGUGGCGGCCGUGGCCCUCCUAGUUAAAGAUUCUGACAAACUGACACUGGGACAGAAACUUACUGUGGUUGCUCCGCAUGCGUUGGAGAGUGUAAUUCGGCAGCCACCCAAGAGAUAGAUGUCGAAUGCCAGAAUGACUCACUACCAAACCUUACUCCUGAAUCGUAAUCGUGUAGAGUUUGCCCCCCCUGCCAUUCUAAACCUGGCCACUCUGCUCCCCAAUUCGGGGAAAGAAGUGCUUCAUACCUGCCAGGAAAUCCUGGCUGAGGAGACAGGCACCCGCCAGGACUUGCAAGAUCAGCCCUUAGGAGGACCGGGACUCCUGACUUGGUAUACGGACGGGAGCAGUUACAUCAUAGAUAGUAAGAGAAUGGCUGGAGCUGCAGUAGUAGAUGAUGACCGGAUUAUAUGGGCCAGUGGACUCCCAAUGGGCACCUCUGCACAGCAAGCAGAACUCAUCGCCCUGACUCAGGCCCUAAAGAUGGCAGAAAGUAAGAGACUUAACGUCUACACUGACAGCAGAUACGCCUUUGCCACUGCUCAUAUACAUGGGGCUAUUUAUAGACAGAGAAGGCUGUUAACUUCUGCCAGAAAAGAUGUUAAAAACAAACAAGAGAUUUUAGAUUUGCUAGAAGCCAUCCAUAAGCCUAAGGAAGUAGCAAUAAUACAUUGCCCUGGACAUCAGAAAGAUGACUCUCCAAUAGCUCGAAGAAACCGGAGGGCAGACCAAGCCGCAAAGCAAGCGGCUCAGGGAAUGAACAUUUUGCCCCUCCAAGUGUGCCCAGAAGCCACCCACAUUAAGAGCUUCCAGUAUACAACUGAAGAUCUCGUUUGUAUAAACAAAUUAAAGUUCAAAAAUUUCUCGCCCCAAGAGAUAUACAAGUCUGAAGAAGAGAAAGUUGUCCUGCCCCAGAGAGAGGUUCUGAGCCUUGGAAGCUGUGCAGAAAGAGGUGUGGGCCUCCAUCAAAGAAGCCUAUCGGCCAGAGGACCUCUCAGUGCCUCACCAGUUCCAGGUGAGAGACCCCAUCUACGUGAGAAAGCACCGGACAGGAAACCUCGAGCCACGGUAGAAAGGACCUUUCAUCGUCCUCCUGACUACUCCCACAGCUGUGAAAAUAGAUGGCAUCUCUUCCUAGAUACAUGCUUCACAUCUAAAGAAGGCACCCCCGUCGGACUCGGACUGGCAAGUAACUCGGACUGA